Clupea harengus (Atlantic herring) is the source of this 746-nucleotide messenger RNA. Its product is annotated as cystatin-1-like. Gene Ontology annotation, molecular function: cysteine-type endopeptidase inhibitor activity. Gene Ontology annotation, cellular component: vesicle; cytoplasm. The record is from RefSeq and is a predicted model, not a curated record. Lineage: Eukaryota; Metazoa; Chordata; Actinopteri; Clupeiformes; Clupeidae.
CAAGAACAAGGAGGUUGCUGCUGGCAGUGCCAGGCCAAUGUGUGUGUGUGUUUAUCUGGAGGAGUGUCUGUGUGCUGAACACAGCCACCUUGUGUGGUACUUGCACUUGUUGGUCCCACUUGCCAGCACUGAUAGCCACCUGCCUCAAGAUGACUCAGUCCUGGAGGUUACUUUGUGCGGCAGCUCUAACCUUGGUUGCCAUGUCGGUGGCGGUCCCUGAAGGAGAGAUUGUGGACCCACAGGACCCUGAGGUCCAGGCUUGUGCCUCGUUUGCCCUCGAAUCGCUCAGCUUCCGUGACAAGGCCCAUCAAUACAGCAUCAGAAGGGUGAUCUCUGUCAGCAAGGCGCCCAUUGGUGGGGGCCAGUAUGACAUGGAUGUUGAGGUGAAGAAGAUUCCGUGUGGCCCAGAAGGAGUUGACGCCUGCACUCCUGGCUCAGCAAAUGGACAGACUUUGCAUUGUAAGUUUGUGGUUCUGACUGCUCCGUGGAAGCAUCAGCGUGUUCUCUUAAGCAGCUCUUGCAGUGAUGAGUCUCAGAGUUAAACUGCAGAGAUUCCCCAGAGAGCCCAGCCCAGCCCCGACUUCACCUCUGCAUGACAUGUUAAUGUGUUAUAAAAGAUAAUAAAGUUUAAAAGAACAAUAUUACUUACAAUAUUACUACAAUAUUACUACAUGAUUUGAUUAAGCAAAGGUUGACCACUGGUCUGUGAACAUGUAAACAUCAAAUAAACUGUGUUGACAGUUAAA